Molecule: messenger RNA, 267 nt
Organism: Ilex paraguariensis (yerba mate)
Lineage: Eukaryota; Viridiplantae; Streptophyta; Magnoliopsida; Aquifoliales; Aquifoliaceae
Source: the annotation of a GenBank genome assembly
AUGGCCUCGCUACAAAGUCCAACUACCCCUAUGCAGGCGACAAUGGAACUUGCAAUGCUCAGAAGGCAUCCUCCCAUACAUGCAGCCAAGAUCACUGGCUAUGAAGACGUGCCUGCCAAUGCAGUCGGGUACGGGACCACUGUUGAUGGUACCAAGUAUUGGCUUGUGAAGAACUCAUGGGGUACUAGCUGGGGUGUGGAAACAGGCAUUGAUGCUAGUGAAGGCCUGUAUGGCAUUACCAUGGAUGCUUCCUAUCCCACAGCCUGA